AUGGGGCUUGCCCGUCAGUGUUUUGUCGGCCAUAGUGCUCACGGCACGCGGGUGACGGCCGUUAGGGCGCACGGGCCGUCCCGACCAGGUGAAAACGGAUCCGGCCCUCACUCUGUCUCCCUCGCGCUCACUCACUGUCACUCUCCCCUCUCACUCUCACUUUUCCCCCUCGCUCUGUUUUCCGUGGCUGAGCUCUCCAUCGUCGUCGACCACCUCAGUUCCUCGUCGCCGGCCAGGAUGCCUUCUUGGAAUGAUGGGGAUGAGAGCUCCGACGACAGCAUGGGGGGCAACCGGAUGGACAUGGAGUACUUUGACACACCUGACACCAUCCCUGAGCCACUCUGGUGUGGUGCUCCCAUGGAGGAAGUUUCCAAGUGUACUCUGCACGAUAUGAAGCCUAGGAAGUGUGUUGCUUUUGAAGGUGCUAACACUGGGAGGAGGUUCUAUGGAUGCCCUGUUCAUGUGAGUAAUUGAGUAUGCUGGGUGGAUUCAGUUAUGCCUAGUGGAUUCAGUUAUGCCUAGUGGAUUCACUUAU
Triticum aestivum (bread wheat) is the source of this 535-nucleotide messenger RNA. RefSeq lists its product as uncharacterized. Bases 1 to 474 code for a protein of 157 amino acids. NCBI's taxonomy places the organism in Eukaryota, Viridiplantae, Streptophyta, Magnoliopsida, Poales, Poaceae. The transcript is spliced from 2 exons. The record is from RefSeq and is a predicted model, not a curated record.